GAGAGAGAGAGAGAGAGAGAGAGAGGAUGAAGAUGAAGAGUGUGAGUGUCCUGUGGUUAGUGCAGGUGUUUGGGCUGUAUGUGAGUUGUCUGCUGUACGAGGUGAGAGGACAGCAGCAGCGGCAGCGGGAGGAGGAGGAGGAGAAGGCGGCGGCGGAGGAGGAGGACAAGAAGGCCGUUUGGCGACAGCGGAUUCAGUGGGAAAACAACGGACGCGUUUACAGUUUACUGAGUCUCGGCUCCAAAUACCAGACGCCCCAGAGCCCGAGCGGCAGCGGCACCGGCACCGGGAGCCUCUUCCUGCUGAGCGACACCAACAGCACAGGCACCGGCCAGAGAGCCAGCGGUGCCCGGGGCGGCCCCGCACCGCCCGCCGCCUCCCGGGCUCGGCCGUCCGGCAGCUCCCGGCGGCGGCCCCGCCCGAGCAGCGGCAGCAGCGGCAGCACCGUCCCGGGGCCGCGCAGCGCACAGCCCGUCAGGGCGUCCGGGGCUCGGGCUGCGGCCGCCGGCGGGGCUCGGCGGGGGGAGGGCGGCCCGGCCCGGGAGGGGGAGCACGGCCACGGCCACGGCCACGGCCGCCCCGAGGAGCCCAUGGCGGGGGACGACCCGUACAACCCCUACAAGCGAACUGACAACAACCCCUACUACAACUACUACGACACGUACGAGAGACCCCGAGCGCAACCCCGCAGACCCGGGUACGGCACCAGGUACUUUCAGCACGGUUUGCCAGACUUAGUGCCUGACCCGUAUUACCUUCAGGCUUCCACGUAUGUUCAGAAGAUGCACAUGUACAACCUGAGGUGUGCGGCAGAGGAGAACUGCUUGGCGAGUUCGGCUUACUCACAGGACGUGAGAGACUACGAUAUGCGUGUGUUGCUGAGAUUCCCCCAGAGGGUGAAGAACCAGGGCACAGCCGACUUCUUACCGAGCAGACCCCGAUACUCCUGGGAAUGGCACAGCUGUCAUCGGCACUACCAUAGUAUGGAUGAAUUUAGUCAUUAUGAUCUACUGGAUCCCACCACCCAGAGACAAAUUGCUGAAGGACACAAAGCUAGUUUUUGCCUGGAGGAUACCUCUUGUGAAUAUGGGUACUAUAGAAGAUAUGCCUGCACAGCACAUUCACAGGGGUUGAGUCCAGGGUGCUAUGAUACCUAUAAUGCUGACAUUGACUGCCAGUGGAUUGAUAUAACUGAUGUUAAACCAGGAAACUACAUACUGAAAGUUUCAGUAAAUCCAAGCUAUCUAGUACCAGAAUCAGACUAUGCUAAUAACGUUGUUCGCUGUGACAUUCGCUAUACAGGACAACAUGUGUAUACCUCAGGCUGCAGAAUUUCACAAUACUAGUAAACCAAAAGACAAGGAUGUUAUGUCAAAGACUGGAUUGAAUCAAUACUAUUUCCAACAAGUUCCAAGAUAUUGUCAAGCUUCAGCGUCCCGACCCAUCAUCACUUACAUUUGAACAACCCUAAACUGCUGAGCAGGUAUAAUUUGCAGAGAUUGAAAUUGGAGAACGUUUUUCUACCUUACAACCUAUAACACUGUAUUUGGGGCCUCCUGGCGCCCAGCAGCAUUAUUGAAGUGGAACCAACUUUUUCACUCUUUCACUACUCGUAGCCAUUGCAACGACACUCUCUCCAGUUGAUAUCCACUCUACGUUCUAUGACCAAGGACUGCAAAUGGUAUUGAGUGGUGACUGAGUUAGGAAAGGUCUGGAGUGGUUAGACUAUAUGUAACCUGUUGUGAUCGACAUGUUCAUUUUAAAUGUAUUAAGCACAUGACUAUUUCUAACUCAUUCAGCUCUAUCAAUCCUGUCUUCUGUCUUAGAUGCACCUUAGUAGUCAAACUAGAUGAUCACUAUGAUAAGCAAAGAUAGGAGCAGGUUAGUGUUAUUGAUGGAUGAGUUAAAAAUGGCAUGUGGUUAUAAUGAAUACCGUGUUUACAUUUAGCAGUGAUCCAGGUCUGUUACAUUAGUUGCUUUUCUUCAAAACAACAAAUCCCUUAUUUGCCACAGGAAGAAUGUCUGCCUAUUCCCAUGCAUAUAAUAUGAUAAUAUGACACAAGUUGAAAAAUGAGGAAUUAUUUCCCUUUGUCAUUGUGUAUUUGCACAUUCAUGAAACCAUAGAGAUACUGAUUUGCUUUUGCUGCAACACACAUCAUCAGCAGGGAUCCCGUUGAUUUGCUUCUGUGUGCCUGUUUGAUCCCAAACAGACAUUACAUUCAGCUAUUCAGGAUACAUUUUUUUGUACAUUUGACAACAGUAUGUUUGCUCCCCUCCUUAUUCACCCUCCCCAUCCCCCCAAAAGAAUAUCCCAUUGCCUUGGCCUCUCAUUGCCCCAAUGGCUGGUGUACAAUUUAUUCCUGUGGAAUAAAUGUUUAAAGGCGCUUCACCAAAAAUACUUUCUUCUUUUAUGGUAUAGACCUACAGAAAUACAAAUCCACAAUUAUUUCUAAGUUCAGAAUUUUGAUCAUUAAUCUAUUAUAUCAGUCUAUGUAAAUAUGAAUUUAGCAUUUUAAUGUUGAAACACCUCUUCCUCUUCCAAUUCUAAAGCCAAUGACUGGAUGGAUAUUUCAGUUCUGUAACUGUAGAUAUUCCACAGUCGUAAAAGUUUCCUUCAGAAAGAGUAGUAAAUUUACUUUUAACAUCAAGCAAUGUGUAAAAUGUUUUAACUACAAUGGAUAUAAAAUGUUAAGUUGAUGUAAUUAUUAUUAUUUUGAACAUUUAAUGCGAUGUGUUGCUCACUGAAUACACCUACCUAUUAAAAGACAAAACAUAUCCAAUUGGAACUUUUAUUUAAUGCUAAUAAAAGCACAUAUUAAAGAUGAUCUCAUAAAACAAAGAAUGGAAAAUGAAGAUUCAAAUCUAGAAUACCGUACAAGAAACUAGAUUUUAAAAAAUUCUACUAUUUUUAAGAGUGGGUGUUAAUGUUUUGGGUCAGAUGAGUUUUUGGAAGAGUCUUUUUAAAAAAAACCUCAUUGGUAUCGCUGAUUACUGUUUUCCUAUAUAUUUUAUGAUUAAAAGUAAUUAUAGAAAUAAAUGUAAAAGAGUAACAGCAAAAACUGUUUUGAACCAUCAGAGCGAAAGAUUUGAGAGUUCAAUUUCACAAUGACCUAAACCACCAUCCAAAACUGACAUGCUCUCCUUCAUUCACAGUCAAGGUUGUCAUUAGAGCACAAGGGUUAUACCUACACACAGGAGAUCAAAGACAUUUUGGCACCUAUUAUGUUGGGAAAGCUAUUUAGAAGUGUCAGCAAACUGCCAUUCUAUUGCAUCCAGUGUAUGGUCUGAAGCAAUGAGUUUGUUUACUUUAUCUUCUCUCAGUAUAGGUCUAAUUCCAAAGCAGAGUUUUAUUUCAGUUGGGAGGAUGCAAUUAUAGAGAUCUAUUGUUGAAGGUAUUGGAUCACUGUGAACAUCUGAAAUAUGUCAAUAAAAGUGAGUCAUGCAAAUCAUCCAGUUUCUCGUCAAAACAAAUGCAAUAACACUCCGCCUAAAUUAGUAAGCUGAUCCCCUGAAGCUGAUCCCCUCUCUUUAAAAUACUGUAAAUAACACAUAGACACAAACAAAGCUGCAAUAUGUGCAACUGAAACCAGUCGCCAUCAUUUGAAAAGGAUGACCUAAUGCAAUACGCAGCACAAAUAUAUAUGUGGGUGAAGGAGGCUUACAUAUAAUGAUUGAGGUUACCUCAAUUAUUGUAUGUGAGCAUCACACAAAGACCAACAAGUUACUUUGCAUUAUGAGACCUGGACAGGAGUAAACCAGCACAGACAUCAGUACCAAUACUACAUCUUCAGAACCAAAGGAAUGAGUAGGCCACAGAUUCAUUAGUACCCAGAAAAACAGUCUCUUUUCAAGUGUUGUUUCAAAGUCUAGUCUUCGAAUCACAUGCAAAAGAACACUUGAUCUUUUAUACAGUGAUAGGUUUACAUUACAAGUGGGUAAUCUACACCUGGAUGAGUCAACAUAUUUUGUUAUAUGCAACUACAAAUUAAAUCAGGGUUUAACAGCAGGAAUCUGAGCAUUGUUCUCUUUAAUACUUGUAUUGUCUAAAUUAUAGACUAUCAUUUGGGAUCUUUUCACAUGCAUGAACAAUGCAGAUUUCGCCUAGUCUCUGGUGGCACCCAGCAAAGGCUAGAAACCACUUUGAAGGGCAGAAGAAAAUGACCACUUGUACAUUGCCCAUUAACUAUGUGGUCUAGUUAUUAUUUACAUUUUCAUUUCUUCCACUUUUCCCCCAAGAACAAUGCUACCAAAGACUUUGCUUUAAAAUCUAUCAAAAACCCUAAAGCCAUUUUAAGAAAUAAGAUCAGAGUGGAAGACAAUACAUAUGAAGGGCGUGGGUUGUGGGUAGGAAAUAAGUAUAGAGAACAUUAACAAUUAUAUUUACUAUACUGUUAAGAAAAUGUUGCACCAUAGGAAGGCUUUCCCAGGCAUGAAUGCAUACUUUUUAGACUAGUCAAAAAUAAAUGGUUUCGAUUGUGCACCAAAUAAAUGAAUAAAAGAAACAACUUUAAUUGCCAAGGGUUUUAUUCUCCCAAAGAUUGUCCCUUCUUGAUAUGUAUCUUAAAACAAAGGACAUUACUUUUACUUGGAAACUUGAAAGAAAAGUUUCAUUGAAAAAUGCAAAGAAAGUGCUAUUGCUGGAACUCAACUCAGCGAUAAAUUAAAAAUAAGUGAAAUGCCACUACGUUUACGGAUCCCAUUUGGGUGCUUUUCACAUGUAUCUGCUUCAUACUGAAUUCUUCAUAACUUCUAGCUGCAGGUAGUUUUUAUUUCUAUAAAUCAUUGUAUCUGUACUUGAAGCUUGUAGUUACUGUAUAGAUAUUAUAUGUAAUGGUAAUUGCACUUUUAUAAUCCAGAGUUAUGUGCCUUAUAUCAGAUCUAACAGAUUAUGUGAUGACCUUAACUUGAAUAAAAAUAUUUUCAACUUCCAA
Callorhinchus milii (elephant shark) is the source of this 4931-nucleotide messenger RNA. RefSeq names its product protein-lysine 6-oxidase. The transcript has 7 exons. The coding region runs from base 27 to 1346 and encodes 439 amino acids. Gene Ontology annotation, biological process: peptidyl-lysine oxidation. The record is from RefSeq and is a predicted model, not a curated record. Gene Ontology annotation, molecular function: copper ion binding; protein-lysine 6-oxidase activity. Lineage: Eukaryota; Metazoa; Chordata; Chondrichthyes; Chimaeriformes; Callorhinchidae.